CUCUUGAAGAGUAGUAGACGUAUGUAGGUUCUCUACUUUCAUCAAGACAUUUUGAUCACGAUGACAUCUCUGAAGUUUGCUUUAUAUCUGACUUGUCUUUGCUUGUGGAGAAAAGCUCAGACUACUACUCCUGAAUUGUCCGUGUCUGUGCGUCAAGAGAGUGGCUUUAUAUCAGUUAAUGUUGGCAAGAGUGUGACAUUACGAUGUUUCUAUGAAAGCGACAUGUCAGCAAUGUAUUUCUGGUACAAGCAACCUCUGGGACAGAAACCAACGCUCAUCUCUAGUUUCUAUAAGCAUGAUAAAAACGGCACAUUUCAUGAUGAAUUAAAAAACGAUCCACGCUUCACACUGGAAGCUAAAAACGGUAAGAAUCACUUGACAAUCUCGGAGUUGCGCAUUACAGACUCGGCUACUUAUUACUGCAUAAGUUGCUACACUUACAAGUUUGUCUUUGCCGAGGGUACCACCGUCAGUGUAAAAGGUUCAGGUUUGAACAUCCCAGCUUUGGUCCUUCAGUCAGCAGCUGAGACCAUCCAGACAGGAGACUCUGUGACUCUGAACUGUACAGUACACACUGGCAGCUGUGAUGGAGAACACAGUGUUUACUGGUUCAAAAACUCUGAAGAAUCUCAUCCAGGACUCAUUUACACCCAUGGAGGCAGGAAUGAUCAGUGUGAGAGGAAACCCAACGAACAAACACACACCUGUUUCUACAACCUGCCAAUGAAGAGCCUGACUCUUUCUCAUGCUGGGACCUACUACUGUGCUGUUGCCUCAUGCGGACACAUACUGUUUGGAAACGGAACCAAGCUGGACUUUGAAGAUGAGGUGAACUUUCCCGACUCUCUUGUGUAUUUCUUGAGUGGAGCUUUGGCACUCACCACCAUCCUGAUCGUUUUACUGACGAUCACAGUGUUCAAGAUGAUCAAGACAAAUAGCUGCGGUUCAGAAUCUCAAAGAGUUCCAGCUUCCAACACAACACAUGCAGAGAAUUACCAAGAUGCAGACAGCCUCCAUUAUGCUGCUUUAAGGUAUCACAGGGUCGACAGAUCACGAAGCAAAAGAGACACCAACAGUGAAUGUGUGUACUCCGCUGUAAGACUGUAAAACUGCUUUCAUUUAUACUUUGUACCAAGAUGCCAUUUUGUUCCUCCUCAC
Molecule: messenger RNA, 1158 nt
Organism: Cottoperca gobio
Lineage: Eukaryota; Metazoa; Chordata; Actinopteri; Perciformes; Bovichtidae
Product: signal-regulatory protein beta-2-like
Exons: 5
Coding region: 61-1107 (348 amino acids)
Biological process (GO): response to bacterium
Source: RefSeq, a predicted model, not a curated record